Messenger RNA from Bolinopsis microptera, 3034 nucleotides. RefSeq lists its product as uncharacterized. The record is from RefSeq and is a predicted model, not a curated record. Bases 84 to 2486 code for a protein of 800 amino acids. The transcript is spliced from 16 exons. Lineage: Eukaryota; Metazoa; Ctenophora; Tentaculata; Lobata; Bolinopsidae.
ACAAUUAAUGUAGCAACCAUGGAAUUACUGACACGGAUGAAGGGAUAACAGAAUACUGCCAACUUCCCCCCAGUGCAGUAUUCAUGAGCUCACUUCCUAACUUAUUGGCCUUACUGAUAGUACUAUGGCAUUCCCAACUGUCUCAUUCUGUGGAAAUAUGCUGUUGCCCUGAUCUAACCCUAUCAUUAACAGCUGAAGUAUCCGACACAACAAAAAGUUUAGAAAAUGGUUUUAUGUAUAUAGCUAAACAGGACUCCACUGUGUCACUUAGGUGUGAUCUUGGUGAUAAGGACCACCCAGCAAUCAAGUCAGUGGUAUACAAGUUUCACAAAACUUAUGAUCUUAGUACGAGUAAACCAAUCUCUCUCGACUCCAAGAACAAAGAGCUCUGUUCGGACGAUGAUGUUCCUACUUGCGACCUGACCAACGUGCAGUACACAGACAGACCAUCAAUGCAGAAUACUUUCGACACAGCAGAUAACCACAUUUAUCAGUGUUACGCCGAGAUAACGAUGAUAGAUGAUGCUGUUGUCAAACUGUGGUCACAUACUGUCAAGCUGGAUGUUUAUUAUCCACCUAUCAAAGAAAAUUUGCCCGUCGUAUCAGACCCCAAAUCUGUAUCUAUUGGAAAAGCAAUGGAGAAGCUUCUUUGCAAGCUACCAGAGUCGAAUCCGAAAACCAAGGCCCGGUGGUCGUUUGAGAAAAAAGAUACUUCAACCUGGGUAGUGAUAGACAUUCCGAAUGACCAAGUUAGGGGCGAUAGACUUGUUAUAGCCGAAGAUGACAUAAGUGCGAUAUCAAAAGAUGACAUAGAUCGAGGAACGCUGCUAAUCAUGAUCUUUAAUGAAGAUGAGGACCAAGGGAAUUAUAAGUGUGAGGCCGUAUACGAUACUGAAUUUGAUGACACGGAUAUGACUUAUGAACUUUCCAAAUACGAAGUCACAUCGAACGGCCAGAACGAUGCGGGCGCCCUUCUUUUAAGACCUGUAUCAGAGAUAACAGAACCAAAUUUGGUAGACCAGGAUUCGACUCAUGUCAACUUUACGGUGUACAUCAGAGAUACUCCCGGCAGGGGUAAAUGGGGAGAUGUUAGUUACAUUUGGCAAAUCGAGGAAAAUAACCAAGACGUGGAUCUUGACUUCGACAAACAUCCCAAUCUCCAGCUUUCCAACCAUGGCCGAACCCUGACUGUUAGAGAUCUAGUUAAGUAUCGAGAACACGAGUUCCAGUGCAAGAUCAAAAGAACUACUGAUGGAGUGGAGGCAGAUGUAACUAGCAAACAAUUUGGAGUUGGAAAGGUUAAAGUUGUGAUUGCUCCCAAGUAUCUAUCCAUCCCCUUAACGUCACGGACCUGUGUGAAUCUGGGGGAUGAUUUAAAAGCAGCACCCAACAAAGCCUACAUGAUGCCUAGUGAAGCUCUAGCUGGGGACAAUGCUAAACAGAUCUUAUUGAAAGCAGACAACUGGAAAUUCUACCUUAACGAUUACAAAAUCCAGUUCAUUACGGACACUGAUCAGAAUUUUGACUAUGAAGAUAGGGCAGGUAUAGAUCAAGCUCAAUAUGAACUAAAACUUCCAGAUCCACAGGAGAACCAUCAAACAAGGUGCAUCUAUUGGCAAUACAUGAGGGCAUACGGACUGCAGUAUCAGUUAUUUGAAGUAAUGAAAACGGAGAGAUUUAAGAAUAAGAAUAAAAACCUCCAAGCAAAUCAAUUCGAAUUCCAACAAAUUUGUGAGAAAGCAACAAUUGUAAUUGUAUAUGUUAAAGAAGAUGAAGAUAUAAAGGUCAGUUUGACUUUCUCAGCAGACAUGCCAAUCACAUCAGCUCAUUGUCUUAAGGCGGAUUUGGUUGAUUCGACUAAUAAAAUCUUGGAUUCGAAAAGACUUCGUGUAUCAGCUGCCGAUUCAUGUGCAACCUGGACAUUACCGCAAAUUUUUGAAUUUACGGGAAUUGCUGAACAAUUGCUGAAAGGUCUUAAAAUAAAGAUUUCGACUGACUCCUGUGUUGAUAAUAAUCCUAGCUAUAGCUGCACUAUAGAAGUUGAUGCCAAAAAGUGCAGCAAGCCUACAGACAUUCCAAACAGUGAUCAUAUUGAGAAUAUCAGUCCAGAUGUGGUGAACGCUGGUGAGAGCUUCACUGUUAAAUGCGCUCCGGGAUAUAUUCUGAAAACUGAGAUGAUCUGUCAGAGAGAUGGAACUGUUUCCGAUUCGAAGUGUGUUUUAGCAGAGAAUGAUAUAGAGGAAGUAACCGACCAAGACGAAGAUAAAAAGCGCUCGCCCAUGCUGAUAAUUAUACUGGUAGUUGCGGGGGUGGUGGUGUUAGUAGUGGUGGUGGUAGCUUGUUUAAUCAAGAGACAAGGAAUGGAAUGUGCAAACAGUGGAAAAAGCAAGAAGAAAGCAAAAGAGACAAAUAAAACAGAAGUUCAGAAGGAUGGUGUUAAAGAGGGAACUGUAUUAAGUAAUGAAAUAAACGAUAACAAAGUCUAAGAAGAUGUAAAACUAAAGUGCAGGAAACAAAAAUGUUAGCAUCGAAUAAAAGAUAUAAUGGUAUAGUUUGUGUAAAUGUGAACUUGACAAUCUUUAGGUGAUAACAUCAAUCUAUCGAGUUUAAACCAUCCAAUUCGGAGGUGCCUAUAAUAAUAAUUAACAUCUUAUUCUUACAACAUAUUAUAGAAACUCCAUUUAAAUACACUCCGCCCUAAAUAUGAUUUAGACAACAGGCGAACAUUUUCCUAUACAUCCAGAGAAAUGGAUUGGAAUAAAAUGCUAGUGGUAUUUUACCCUUCUUAGUUUUAAUGUUUCAGUAUAAUAUACUGCACUGUACACUUAUUAUAUACGUUAGUUAUAAUAGUGAUAAUGUUAGGGCCUCCGAAGAGAUUAAUGUUUUCUGUCAUAACUUUAUGUUUUCUGUCAUAACUUUAUGCAAGAACAAAGAAAAGAGGGCAAUGUUAAUUACUGGUGGGGCUAACGUUAUUCAUGGGAUAGAAUCCAGGAGAUAAUACGUUACUGUCUACUUUCUUAAUACUUUUUACGGC